This is a messenger RNA of Zasmidium cellare ATCC 36951, 1170 nucleotides long. RefSeq lists its product as uncharacterized. Gene Ontology annotation, molecular function: protein dimerization activity; NADP binding; NAD binding. Bases 1 to 1170 code for a protein of 389 amino acids. The record is from RefSeq and is a predicted model, not a curated record. Lineage: Eukaryota; Fungi; Ascomycota; Dothideomycetes; Mycosphaerellales; Mycosphaerellaceae. The transcript is spliced from 3 exons. Gene Ontology annotation, biological process: L-threonine biosynthetic process.
AUGGAAACCUCCAAAUUCCAAAUCCACGAGUCGGGACACGCGAACGAGGUCAAAAUGGCAGAUCUGAACGGCAGCAACAACAGCGAAUUCCCAGCGAAGAGGUGCGGUGUCUUGGGAGCGACGGGGAGUGUUGGACAACGGUUCAUCCUACUGCUUGCUCUGCACCCGCAUUUCAAGCUCACGGCGGUGGGAGCGAGUCCCCGGUCGGCGGGCAGGAAGUACAGAGAUGCUGUGAAGUGGAAGCAGAGUGUGCCCAUGAGCAAGGAGCUGGGGGAUUUGGUGGUGAAGAAUUGCAGGGCGGAAGAGUUUAAGGAUGAGGUGGAUGUUAUCUUCAGUGGGUUGGACAGUGAUGUUGCAGAGGCUACUGAGAUGGAGUUCCUCAAGGCUAACAUACCUGUCUUCUCGAACGCGAAGAACUACCGCCGCGAUCCAAUCGUGCCUCUGGUCGUCCCGACCGUCAACCUACCACAUCUAUCCCUCAUCCCUCAUCAACGCAAACACUUCGGCCUAGAGAAGGGUUUCCUGGUCUGCAACUCCAACUGCGCAGUCAUUGGCAUUGUCAUCCCAUUCGCCGCUCUACAAGCCAAAUUCGGACCAAUCAACACCGUCAGCGUCGUCACAUUGCAAGCCGUCUCGGGAGCUGGAUACCCCGGCGUCAGCAGCAUGGACAUCAUCGACAAUGUCGUGCCAUACAUCAGCGGAGAGGAGGACAAGAUGGAGCCCGAGGCCAGGAAGAUUCUGGGCGCGAUCAACAACGAAGCCACAGCCUUCGCUGACCAGAAGGAUCUCCGCAUCUCAGCUGCAUGCAAUCGAGUGCCGGUUCUGGACGGCCACACCGCCUGCGUGUCACUGCGAUUCGAGAAGCGACCACCCCCGUCCGUCGAGGAAGUCAAGGCCGCGAUGCGAGAGUACGUUUCAGAGGCGCAGAAGCUUGGUUGUCCGUCUGCUCCAGCGAAUGCCAUCACUGUGUGUGAUGAACCAGACCGACCGCAGCCAAGGUUAGACCGUGACCUCGACAGGGGUUACUCAGUCAGUGUUGGCAGGAUACGCGAGGACGAGAGCGGUAUUUUCGACAUCAAGUUCGUGGCGCUCAGCCAUAACACCAUCAUUGGUGCCGCUGGGAGCAGUUUGCUCAAUGCUGAGGCGGCGGUCUUGAAGGGGUACAUAUAG